Molecule: messenger RNA, 1548 nt
Organism: Fimicolochytrium jonesii
Lineage: Eukaryota; Fungi; Chytridiomycota; Chytridiomycetes; Spizellomycetales; Powellomycetaceae
Product: cystathionine beta-lyase
Exons: 3
Coding region: 56-1348 (430 amino acids)
Biological process (GO): transsulfuration
Cellular component (GO): cytoplasm
Molecular function (GO): carbon-sulfur lyase activity; pyridoxal phosphate binding
Source: RefSeq, a predicted model, not a curated record
CCCCCCCCCCCCCCCCCCCACCUCUUUACCAGCCGUCUGCCACACCACCAGCAACAUGCCUCCAAGCGGGGACUCACCGGCUCCCACGACCGCCGUCACGUUCGGCGUCAACACCGACCAGCAACACCCCGCCACCCGAGAUCAGUCUAUCACCAACACGAGAGAAGUCGCCCCGCCUAUUCACCUCACCACGACAUUUGAGUAUGCUCAGGACCCGGACCUGCUUAUUCCCGCUAUUGACCGUCAGGGCCAGCCCGUCCAGCCAUUUGUCUACUCUCGCGAGUCUGCACCCAAUCUUACGCGUCUUGAGGAUGAGCUGUCAGUCUUGACACACGGCAAGGCCAUCACAUACGCUAACGGAUUGGCCGCGCUAUUUGCCGUUUACACCUACUUCAAACCCCGCAACGUUGCCCUCAGCCCCGGCUACCACGGGUCUCUCGGAGUGCUUCAACUUCAUCAAAAGCUCACUUCCCUCAGCAUUGUACCGCUAUCUACGCCUAGCUCCUCACUCCAACCAGGCGAUAUCAUCCACCUCGAAACCCCCGUCAACCCAACCGGCGAAUCCCUCUCCAUCGCUCACUAUGCUCAGAUCGCCCACUCAGCAGGGGCAUAUCUGCUUGUCGACUCCACUUUCGCGCCUCCUGGCCUGCAGAACCCGUUCGAUCAAGGAGCGGACAUCGUCAUGCAUUCGGGCACCAAGUAUCUUGGCGGGCACAGCGACAUGCUGGCGGGUGUCAUCACAUUGAAGGAUGACGAGAGGGGACGCAAGUGGGCCAAGGAGCUGCUGACGGAGCGGACUAUCUUGGGGAGCAUCAUGGGCAGUAUGGAGCAAUGGCUGUGCUUACGCAGCUUGAAGACGCUGGAGCUCAGAGUAGCCCGACAGAGUGAGAGCGCGGAAAAGCUCGUACGCUGGCUGUAUACGUGCUUGUCGGACGACAACAAGCUGCCAACGGCAUCCGGGACUGCCCCUACCGCUAACAAGCCCACCCAACGCGAAAUCGAUAUUGUCCGCCGUGUCGUCAAAACCGUUCACCACUCCUCCCUCCAAGGCGUUCUCGACCCUUCCACAACCAAAUGGCUCCCAGCCCAGAUGCCCAACGGCUACUCCCCAGUCUUCGGACUCUCACUAAAGACGCCAGACCUCGCUCGACACCUGCCGAGUCACCUUACACUCUUCAAGCAUGCCACGAGUCUUGGCGGCGUAGAGAGCUUGAUUGAGUGGCGCGCGCUGAGUGAUAAGCAGAUCGAGCAGAAUUUGCUUAGGGUUAGUGUGGGUGUGGAGAAAUGGGAGUUGUUGAAGGGGGAUUUGUUGGGUGCUUUUGAGAAGUUGGGUGCUGCGUCCGUUUAGAUGAAUGCUGAUUUCAACGAAGGAUUGGGCGCAGGCCUCGGUCUCUUCAGUGUAAUUUGUAGUUUCCUCAUUCUGUUCUGCGUAGAUUGUUAUAUGUACAGUAUGUAAAGUAUGUUCUUUGGACACCAUGGAACUUGAAAUUCGUCAAUGGGCAAGUCCCCUCCUCUAUACUCUAUACACUACGGGUCAAACGCGCCAUG